UCCUUUGGACUCUUACAAUUCUGUUUUCUUCUGAAUUGUUAAACGAAGAACUUAUAUUUCUAGCAAUGACACCUAUAACAAGAUACCUUGGGACACAACAGACUGUGAUAUGGCAAGUAUUGUUCUGGUUUUCUUCAUUAAGCAUCCAGAUUAUCUCAGGUCAAUUGCAAUACUCAAUACCUGAAGAAAUGAAAAAGGGAUCUGUAGUUGGGAAUGUGGCAAAAGAUCUUGGAUUAAAUGUUAAGGAACUUGUGCUUAGAAAAUUUCAAAUAGUUUCUUAUGUUACAAAGCAAUAUUUCAGCAUUGAUAUGGAAAAUGGAGAUUUAAUUGUAUCAGAGAGAAUUGACAGAGAAAUAUUAUGUGGAGCUAAACUGAGCUGCUUUCUAAACUUGGAAGCUGUGAUUGAAAACCCUUUGACUUUUUACACAAUCACGAAAAUCCAGGAUUUAAAUGAUAAUGCACCAACAUUUUCUAAGAAAUACUUUGAUAUUGGAAUCAGUGAAUCUGCUUUACCUGGAGUACAUUUUCCAUUAGGAAAUGCAGAAGAUCCAGAUUUAGGCACCAAUUCUAUACAAAGUUAUACUCUUAUAGGUGAUGGAUACUUCCAUAUUGGAGAAAGAACUACGAAGGAUGGAAUAAAAUAUUCAGAAAUUAUACUAAAAAAAUCUUUGGACAGAGAAAAGCAGAAUUUCUAUGAGUUAAUUCUAACUGCUUUUGAUGGGGGUGAACCACCUAAAACUGGCACCGCCAUAAUUAAGAUCACUGUUCAAGAUGCUAAUGACAACUUUCCAGCUUUUAUGAAAGAUAAUUAUCAGAUAAGUUUACUUGAGAGUGUUCCAAUUGGUUUUCUGGUGGUCCACUUAAAUGCAACUGAUGCAGAUGAAGGUACAAAUGGCCUGAUAUCUUAUUCCUUUAGCCAUACCCCUAAAAAUGCUAAUCAAAUAUUCUCUAUAGAUUCCAUAACAGGUGACAUAAAGAUAAAAGGUGGUCUAGACUAUGAAACAUCAGAUAGCUAUGAAUUGACUGUAGAAGCUAAAGAUGGUGGAGGUCAUGUCACACAUUGUAAGGUAUUAAUACAAGUGAUUGAUGUGAAUGAUAAUGCCCCAGAUAUAACAGUUACCACUCUUUCAACAACCAUUCCAGAAGAUUCUCCACCUGGUACUGUCAUAGCAAUAAUUAAUAUCCAUGACAUGGAUUCGGGCAUGAACGGAGAAGUUGUUUGUUUGAACUCAGAUAUAAAGGAAUUUCAGCUGUUACCAUCAUCUAGUAACUAUUAUAAACUUGUAACUGCAGCUAGCAUGGACCGAGAAAAGAAUUCUGGAUAUAAUGUUACAAUUCAAUGUAUGGAUAAAGGAACUCCUCCUCUGUCUACCAACAAAACCAUUCAGUUAACUAUUUCAGAUGUGAAUGACAAUGUUCCAGUUUUUGAGAGAAUGAACUACAUUGUCUACAUUAUAGAAAAUAAUCAACCUGGUACUUCAAUACAAAAUAUUUGCGCUUCAGAUUUUGAUCAAGGUGACAAUGGGAAAAUUACGUACAGCAUUGUGAACAACAAUAUUGAUAAUAUUCCAGUAUCUUCAUAUGUUUCCAUAAACUCAAUGACUGGCAUUCUCUAUGCUCAGAGAUCAUUUGACUAUGAACAGUUGCGGGAAUUUCAGUUGCAGGUGAUGGCUAAAGACAGUGGAUCUCCUCCUCUAAGCAGUAAUGUCACAGUGAGGAUAUGUAUCAUUGAUAAGAAUGAUAAUGCCCCUAAGAUUCUCUACCCAUCACCAGACACCGAGGGAUCAGCAUUAUUUGAGUUUAUUCCUCACUCUGCCGAGAAAGGUUAUCUGGUCACCAAAGUGAUUGCAGUGGAUGCUGACUCUGGACACAAUGCCUGGCUCUCCUAUCACUUACUACAAGUUCUUGAUUCAUCUUUAUUUGGAAUUGGUCAACAUACUGGUGAAAUAAAGAUUUUAAAAGAUUUCCAAGAUGUUGAUAAUUUAAGGCAAAAACUUGUGGUUUUGGUGAAGGAUAAUGGAUCCCCAUCACUGUCAUCUACAGUUACUUUGAAUUUAGUUGUGGCAGAGAAUUUUCAGCAAGUAUACCAGAGAUAAGAAGACAACCAACAAAUUCAGAGAAGACAUCUGUCACUUUCUAUCUAGUCAUAUCCAUAGCUCUGAUUUCUUGUCUAUUUAUUAUAACUGUUAUCAUUACGGUAAUUUUCAAAUACAGAAAAGCCAACA
Messenger RNA from Bufo gargarizans (Asiatic toad), 2225 nucleotides. Its product is annotated as protocadherin gamma-B2-like. Gene Ontology annotation, molecular function: calcium ion binding. NCBI's taxonomy places the organism in Eukaryota, Metazoa, Chordata, Amphibia, Anura, Bufonidae. Gene Ontology annotation, cellular component: plasma membrane. The record is from RefSeq and is a predicted model, not a curated record. Gene Ontology annotation, biological process: homophilic cell-cell adhesion.